AUGUUCGUGGACAGAUAUAUGGUAUUCCAAGUCUAUGAAUAAAAAUUACUUCAGAACCAUACUCUUCACUCUAAGUAUAAUGUCUAGCUUGAUAAAUCAAUAGUAAAUAAUAUCUGCCAUGAUAUGGUAAUAUUAAAUAAUGAGAGAAAAGAUGUAGUCAUGUUUUGUAGAAGUAAAUAGCCUAUUGUUGAUUAAAAGACAAAAUAGUUUAUAGACUAUGAUUUUAAGUAUCAGAUGGUAUACGUUACCAAGUUCUAUGAACCAAAUUAAAGGAGCAUCAUAUACUUAUAGUACAUUCAAGAGAGAAUUAUCUUGGAAGACGAUAUUAUUGGAAUCAAAUACCUUGAUGAACCGAUAAAUGGAAAAAAUGCAAAUGAAAUAUCUUACUUCAUCGGUGUGACUCUUUUGAAUAACUAAAGAAAGUUAGUCGUGUUUUUCACGAAUAACUCUAGAGCUUAUGAACUUGAGAAUAGAAAGAUAAAUUUUAGAGAAUAUAACUAAUCAGAUUUAAUGAGGAUUUAAUACUACAUAGAUUUACCAGAGGAAUAUGAGUCAGUGCCAUUUAUUGAUGUCUCAGUGCUCAAAUUUAAAGUUUCAAUAUUAGCUGUUGUUUUCGAGCAAACUUUACUAUUAUGUAGCUAUGAUAAAAGGCUCUUAGAUCCAUUCUUUGUUAGAUCAGAAAAUGAUGCUACUUCAAUUCCACCCUAAAUAAUGGAACUGAAUACUGAUGACUAGUAAAACAUCAUAGUCACUAAAAUAUACUUGAACCCAGGAGAUAAACAGACUAAUAUUGGGAAAAGCAAUAUUGCUGUUAAUAGAAAUUUCAUUAUACAUAUGAUGAAAGAUGUCUCAACAGACAAGCAUUUUCUCAGAAUUUAUGAUAGAAAUUCACAGAGAUUCGACUUAUCUAAGUAAAAAUAUCAAGUGAAUUAUUUAUUUAUAUAGGACACAUUUAUUUUAAGAAAUGAGUAGCAAAUUACUUAGCUCAGUAUUGAUUAAUGGCUUUUGAAAUUGACUGGAACUAAUAAGAAUCUGAUUGAAAAAUAUGCUAGCAGUUUAUUCGAAUGUAAUCUGAAUGUAUCCAAUUCCCAAAGCUAGCUAGUUGUGUAUUUCAACUUGAGCUUUGUAGAUGAUAAAUUUAUGACUGUUUAUUCUCGUGAUUUAGGAAAUCCUAAUAUACCAAAGGAGAUUGAUAUUUUUUAUAAUUGUGGUGAUAAAUAUUUCUAAUUUAUUACAACUGAUUAUUUCAUUGGUCCUAAUUUUGCUGUUGAAUAUUAUUAACAUGAUGAAAAUUGUGAUGAUGGCUCUUGCUACUUUGAUCUUUAAAAUCAAGAGUUUAAACUUCUAUUUCAUUCAUAACUUGAGCAUGAUACCUGCAGAAACAGUAAAAUCUUUCCUCCAUAUAAUUAUGAUGCUAAGUCAUCUUAAAACAACGUUUUAAUAUGCUUCGAUGUAUAUGAUUAUUCAGUCAGAUCUCUUGUCUAAGACACAAAGUCAUAGUAAUUUAGAGAAACCAAUAAAAUAUACUCAAGAAAUACAAAUUAUUUAUUCCACAGCUAUGAUGUAAAUGAUAGGAGAAUGUUUUACAUUCACACUUAUUAUUUUAUCAAGUCUAUCACCUAUGCGAAGGUUCAAUUCUAUGAUAUCAGAGAUUCCAUAAUAUAUAGAGGGGAAAUACCAGUUUAAAUAUCAGAUAUAUACCCCAAUGACGAAGAAGAAUUAAUUUUUAGUUACGAUGAAGACUUCAAUAGAGGAGUUAUUAUUUUUCAUAAUCUAAGAAAUGACUCUCGAACUCUCCUAGUAUAUGAAGUCUUAUUUCCAGACUCUAUUAAUUUUACCAGCUCAUCUCUAUUUGAAGUAGCACAUCUCAAAAUUGAUCCUUACUUUAAAAAAUAGUAUACCUAUAAAGCUAUAGUCUGUGAUAACUUGGUGAUUACAGCUUAAAAUGACAGUUCAAUAUCACUUUUCUAGAUUACUGGAAAUGGAAAGACAUCAAAAAUGAGUUACAUCCGAACAAGAGUAAUCUCAAAUGAAAGUGGAGAAAUUAUAAGAGAUAUAGAAUUGCAAGACUAAAAAUACUUGAUUAUCUAUAUUCACAGCAAUAUUGUCAGAAUAUUUGAAGUCCUAAGCUUGACUGGUGACAUAAUAUAUAAGGGGCAGCUUCCAAUAUAUCCAUAAUAUCAAAGUUUCUCAUUUUUUGUUGAGUUUCCCUAUGUUUAUCGAAUUCAUAAAUCCUACGACUAAGGGUUUCUUGCCAUUAUGUUAGAGAAGAGAGAAACUGAUAAUACUUUAACAAAUAAAGUCUUUGUCUACUGUAUUACUUGCGAAGCUCUACAUGACAGCCUUUUUGUUAUCUCUAAUCCUUAAUAAAACAUUUCAGAGGGAACUAUUUUUCAAAUUGCUUUAAUAAAAACCUAGAAUUCAUUUAACCUCUUCACUAUAGUAAUUGACAAGAUUUUCAUUCACUAAGCAGAUAUAUUCAAUUCUAUUCAGGUCACUAAAAACGAAGAAAAUGCUAGAGGAUUAAUUUAAAAUUGCUCAGUGCUUUCAGAUUAUAACUAAGAUUCUAGCAAUAUAACUUCAAAGACAAGUAGUAAUCAGAUAGCUAGACUUAAAGUAAGUGCAAGAAGUUUGUUUGAUGAAGGUGCAACUUCUUAAGGUUAAGUUAUUAUAAAUAUUUACAGUCAAAACUAAGGUCUAGUCAUUACCCCUACUUAAAAACUAAUUUAAUCUGAUAGAAUAACUGAUAUAACUUUCUCAAAUCAAUUAGAAAACAAAGUUUCAGUAUAGGAUUACCUUGGAGGUGCAAGUAUGAGAAUUUUGUAUAACUGUAGCUAUUUUGAUUCAGAUAUGAAUGUACAAAGUUGCAAUAAUUAGGUUAAGGAUUUAUAUAGUUCUAAAGCUUACACAUUCUAUAUUGAAUUCGUAACUUCUAAUAGGCAAGUAAUAUUCUCAAGUAUGUUAGGCAGGUACAUUUUUAUGCUUGAUAAUAGAUAAUUGUGGUAUCUACUAUAAUUUCCAGGAGGAAGGUCUUACGAAUUUGAUAGCGUCAAUGAUAGUCCUUUAGAGAUAUUAGAAAUUGGCUCGUUGAAUUAAAAUUUUAGCUGUGAAAUCGGUUCUGAUGGUGGUUACUUCUCCUUUUUUAGUUUUAAUACAGAUGAUGAAGGGCACUCUUAUCUUGCAUUUUACCAAUGUCAAAAACAAUAGUUUAAGUACCUUGGAAUAUCUAUUAUUAAAGUCUACAAUAAGCCAACUAGUAAUGGCGAAUAUAUUAAAAUAGAGAGAUUUCUCGAUUAAUUUAGAUUUCCUUUUACUAUCAUUGAUGUUGAUAGAGCACAUCAUUAAGAUAUUGUAGAUGGAUAGACUUCGUAUUAGUUCAUAUUAGCAAUAAGCUGUUCAGUUGCAAAUUCAUUUUCCAAUGUAGUAUACAUCUUAAAUUUCUAGAUGGAUCUUGAAAACAAGACAGUGACAUUGGAUAAUUAGAACUGGAUUGGAUCUGCUACUGAGGGCAGAGAUUCGUUCCGAGUUACAAAGCUUAUUCAAAUUCCUAGGUCAGAUAUGCUUAUUGUAGUAGAUCAAGAUACAGGUGCAUAUAUUUAUGACUUGAAAACGUAAAAAUCGAUAUUUUCUAUUGAGAUAGAGAAGUUAGAUGAUUUCAUCAAGCAGAGUCUAGAUGAUUAUGACUAAGUAUUAGUAUAUUCAGCUCUUGGAGAAUGGCCAAGCACUAUUCAUCUACUGACUAACUUUGGAAUAUUUAUUUACUCAUUUAAUGUAGAUCUGACCAAUAGAACUUAAAUCUAUCAAGAAAACGAUUAAGUUAAUUUGAAGAUAGUUAAAUAAUCAACCAUAAGAAGAAACUUCAAUUAGCAGUUAUCAAACGAUGUGGUAUUUAACUAAUUUGCUUACUCUUUCCUUGCCUAGCUUAAACUUAGCAAAGAUCAGUAUGAUAUUUAUCUGAUCACGGUUUCUCUUUACUCAGGAUAAACAUCAAGACUAAUUGAUAUUCAGAAAAUUGGAACAAAUCUUCAUUGCAGCUAACUAAUUUAAGAUAAAUCCUUAACAGACUAGAAGGAAGACAUUAUAGCUGUAAGCUUUGUAUGUAAUACUUAGCUCUACGUUUAUAAAAUCACCACCAGACCAACCUUGGAAAUUAACUUCAAGGAUGUAGAUGAUGGAUUGAUAAUGCAUUAGAUAUAGAAAUUCAACUUAACAAUAAAUGCAACAUCUAGUAUAUACAUGAGUUCAGAUUAAGUUACCAUCAUUUUCAGAUAUAUUGUGAAUGCCGAGGAUAGCCGGUAUCUAAUCUACUUUGCAGGCUUUGGUAUAUUGGGCUUUCUAUCUGUGCUGCUAAUAAUCUUAAUCAGAUGUUUUCAUAAAUAGCAUCAUAAGACCCAGUCUUAAUAUGAGAAGCGAUAUGAAAAACCCUCAUUCAGUUACAUCGCAAGACCAGUUACUAUUAUAAAUGGAAAAGAAGUUAAUUUAAAAAAGAAUGUAGAUGAUUCAUUUGAACUUAUAGAGACUUAAGACUUUCCUGUAGAGAGUUAUUACCAAAAAACGAAUUCAACAGAUUAGCAAUAUAUUACGAAUAGUUCGAUAAUACCUUAACAGAGUAUUUAGGACAGAUUUAAAAAUGUCAGUAAUGAUAAUGAGUUGUAUGAUUACAAUAACAUGCAGCUUAAUGAUAAGCAAUAACACAUCGACAGACUUUAGAAGAUGAGAGCAUAAUUCAAUAUUAACUAGUCAUUUUUAAAAUCAACUUUCAGCACUAAUUUCCAAGAUGAUGCAUCUUCAAAUGCCUAAGAUGUAAAUUCUUAGGAAUAGCGUCCUUCAAUUGUAAGAGGGUCAAUGAUUACUGAGAGAAAAUAUUCAAAGUCACUAAGAUAUAGGAAAUAUAAAGCAAGAAUCUGA
This is a messenger RNA of Stylonychia lemnae, 4908 nucleotides long. Lineage: Eukaryota; Ciliophora; Spirotrichea; Sporadotrichida; Oxytrichidae. The record is from the annotation of a GenBank genome assembly.